Messenger RNA from Periophthalmus magnuspinnatus, 7220 nucleotides. It is a transcript of the gene rims2a, whose product is annotated as regulating synaptic membrane exocytosis 2a. Gene Ontology annotation, molecular function: small GTPase binding; transmembrane transporter binding. Gene Ontology annotation, biological process: regulation of membrane potential; intracellular protein transport; positive regulation of synaptic transmission. Gene Ontology annotation, cellular component: presynaptic membrane; cytoskeleton of presynaptic active zone. The transcript has 32 exons. The record is from RefSeq and is a predicted model, not a curated record. Bases 1 to 4983 code for a protein of 1660 amino acids. NCBI's taxonomy places the organism in Eukaryota, Metazoa, Chordata, Actinopteri, Gobiiformes, Gobiidae.
AUGUCUGCUCCGCACGGGCCCCGGGGCGGCCCUGGCCCUGGUCCCGCUGCCGCUACUGCCUCAGCGGCGAGCGCCAUGCCGGAGAUGCCGGACCUCAGCCACCUCACGGAGGAGGAGAGGAAGAUCAUCCUCGGCGUCAUAGACCGACAGAAGAAGGAGGAAGCGAAGGAACAGUCAAUGUUAAAGAUCAAAGAAGAACCAAAGCCUCAGCCAGCUCAGUGGUUUCCCUUUAGUGGAAUCACUGAGCUGGUAAAUAAUGUUCUUCAGCCCCAGCAAAAGCCCCAAAAUGACAAGGAGCCAGAGCAAGAUGCGAAAUUGCACCAGCAAUUUGAGUCCUAUAAGGACCAGGUCAAGAAGAUGGGUGAGGAGACGAAGCAGGGCCAGGAACAGAAAAGUGAAACCCCGAUUUGUGGGAUCUGCCACAAAACCAAGUUUGCCGACGGCUGUGGCCACCUUUGUUCAUAUUGCCAAACUAAAUUCUGUGCUCGAUGCGGAGGACGUGUGUCUCUGCGGUCAAAUAAGGUUAUGUGGGUAUGCAACUUGUGCCGAAAACAACAAGAAAUCCUCACUAAAUCAGGGGCGUGGUUCUACAGCUCGGGCCCGGUGUACGAGGGGGGACCACAGGGGAAGAAGGCGAAGCUACAGGAGCCCGGGGCACCAGACAGAGGCAGACCUUACAGACAGGCCUCCCUGGACAACGGGACAGGACUGAGGUACCCGGGACCUGGAGACUCACCCCUUGACAGGAAACGAAGCCCAUCAGCAUCCAGGGAUCCAAACCAAAAAUACGACCAAAGGGAGGGGGACCACUCGCAGUAUGCCCCGGGGGACGGCGGCAUGCCCAGAUCACCGUCCGACUAUGGGGAUGGGGUCCCUCGGCGCGGGCGGGGCUCGCACUUAUACCCAGAUGUGGAUGCAGCUCGGAUGGGCUACCGGGACCGAAGGGGGCCGGCCCGUUGGCACUCGCAGGAGUACCCUCUGGAUCAGGAUCUAGAUGGCCCUCCAAGCGAGUAUGAGCUGCAGAGGCAGCGGCAGGAGGAGUACCAGACACGAUACCGCAGUGACCCCAACCUGGCGCGUUACCCCGUCAAACCCCAGCCGUACGAGGAGCAGAUGAGGAUGCAUGCGGAGGUGGGGCGGAUGAGGCAUGAGCGUCGCCAUAGUGACGUUUCACUGGCCUAUACAGAACAGGAUGAACCUGGACCCAUUCGGCUGUCCCGUCAGCACCUCACCGAGCGCCGGCCGCCCAUGAUGGGACAGCGGUCCUACUCAGUGGAUCGUUCAUCCCCGGGACCCAUGGGUCCUGGACUUGGGGGUCACAGCCCCCCCACGCCUCAUCGCAGCCCCGUGCUGGGAGACCGGUCUGGGGACCUGCGGAGAGGGGACCUGAGCGACCCUAUGAGGAGGCACCAUCUGGACCCCAGUUCUGCAGUCAGAAAAACCAAGAGAGAGAAGAUGGAGAGUAUGUUAAGGAACGAUUCACUGAGCUCAGACCAGUCCGAGUCGGUACGACCGCCACCUCCAAAGCCCCACAAAACAAAAAAAGGUGGUAAGAUGCGGCAGGUGUCUCUGAGCAGCUCUGAGGAGGAGCUGGCCACCACCCCGGAGUACACCAGCUGUGAGGAUGUGGAGAUCGAGAGUGAGUCCGUCAGCGAGAAAGGGGACAGUCAAAGGGGAAAAAGACAAACUAUUGAGCAGGCAUUUAUGUCCGAGCCGACACACACCUUAUCUGAGAGGCAAAAGAAAAUGGUGCGCUUUGGGGGACACUCAUUUGAAGAGGACUUGUCUUGGUGUGAGCCACAGGUUAAGGACUCUGGAGUUGAUACGUGCAGUAGCACUACGCUAAACGAGGAGCAUAGCCAUAGUGAGAAGCACCCAGUGACGUGGCAGACAUCCAAAGAUGGAGAUCGGCUAAUAGGGCGGAUCUUGCUCAAUAAGCGCAUGAAAGAUGGAAGUGUGCCUCGAGACUCAGGAGCUCUGCUUGGUCUGAAGGUGGUUGGUGGAAAAAUGACAGAAUCUGGUAGGCUUUGUGCUUUCAUCACAAAAGUGAGGAAAGGAAGCUUAGCAGACACUGUUGGACACCUAAGACCAGGUGAUCAGGUGUUGGAGUGGAACGGGAAGCUUUUACAAGGAGCCACAUUUAAAGAAGUUUACAAUAUAAUUUUAGAAUCUAAACCAGAGCCACAGGUGGAGCUUGUGGUCUCACGGCCUAUAGGAGAUAUUCCAAGGAUACCAGACAGCACACAUGCACAACUGGAAUCAAGUUCAAGUUCUUUUGAGUCUCAGAAGAUGGAUCGGCCAUCCAUCUCUGUCACCUCCCCUAUGAGUCCCAGCAUGCUGCGGGAUGCCCCCCAGUACUUGUCAGGACAGCUCUCAAGCCAAAGCCUUAGUAGAAGAACACCGCCUUUUGCCCCUAGGGUCCAGGUCAAACUGUGGUAUGACAAAGUGGGCCAUCAGCUCAUCGUCACCAUCCUGGGCGCCAAAGACCUACCCCCCCGGGAAGAUGGCCGGCCCAGAAACCCCUACGUCAAAAUCUAUUUCCUUCCCGACAGAAGUGACAAAAGCAAGAGGAGGACAAAAACAGUAAAGAAAUCCUUAGAGCCCAAAUGGAACCAAACCUUCAUGUAUUCUCCGGUCCAUCGACGGGAAUUUCGGGAACGCAUGUUGGAAAUUACGUUGUGGGACCAAGCCAGGGUGAGGGAGGAGGAGAGUGAAUUUCUAGGAGAGAUUCUCAUAGAGCUGGAGACUGCUCUUUUAGACGAUGAGCCACAUUGGUACAAACUACAGACCCAUGAUGUGUCCUCCAUCCCACUUCCACGCUCCUCCCCCAACACGCAGCGCAGGCAGCUCCACGGAGAGAGCCCCACACGCCGGCUACAAAACAAAGGCUCUGGUUCACUUAACUCAGGAUCCCAAAGGAUAAGUGACAGUGAGAUCUCAGACUAUGAUUGUGAGGAUGGAGUUGGCGUCAUAACAGACUACCGUCCAAAUGGCAGAGAUUUCCAAAGCUCCACAUUGUCUGUCCCUGAGCAGGUGAUGUCAUCUAACCACUGCUCACGGUCAGCAGACAUCAACAGGGCGCGCUCUCGCUCUCCCAGUGUCCCUCCACCAUCGAGUCGCAACCAUCGUGUGCACCCUAUCUGCAGAGAGGAGGCAGUCAGGUUACUGCGUUCCACUAGGAUGGCCCGCGCCUACUCUGAGGGUGCCUACUCCUCCGACUAUGACUUUGAGAGGAACCAUGGAGCCAUGGAUAGGCACGAGUAUCACAUCAGGUCCCGCUCUGCAGACCAGCGGCCCACUAUAGAGCGCCCCUCGCCCCGCUCACGCUCCACUGAACGCCCCCACGACUCUUCGCUCAUGAGGUCCAUGCCGUCUCUGCCAUCUGGGAGGUCUGCACCUCCCUCACCUGCCUUGACGAGGGCUCAUCCUAGAAGCGGCUCAGUCCAGACCAGUCCUACGGGUACACCAAUGUCCAGUAGAAGGGGUCGGCAACUUCCGCAACUUCCACCUUCGGGCAAAGACAGAAAAGACACGGACUCACCAGGUUGGACCAGCUCAGGUUUGGACAUGGACGAGCGCACCAGGCAGAUGAAAAUGAAGAUGAACAAGUAUAAGCAGGGAGCCGGCUCUGACUCACGGUUGGAGCAAGAUUAUCACAAGAGGUCAAGCAGAGAUCCACGGGGUUCGGAUAACUUGUCGGCCAAAUCUUCGGACAGCGAUGUGAGCGACGUGUCCGCUGUGUCGAGAACCAGUAGUGCCUCUCGGUUCAGCAGCACGAGCUACAUCUCUGUCCAAUCAGAACGGCCACAGGGAAACCGCAAGAUCCGCCAAAUGCGAUCCAGGAGCCAGUCGCGGGAGGGGGAGGAGCAGCUUGAGAAAGUGCAUGAGGAGGCAGAGGAGGCAGGAGGAGCUGGUGGGGGGCAGGAAGGCAAGCGGAGCAGCAAAGAGGGCACAGGGGGUAAAAAGGUGUCAGAGGAUAGCACAGACUUAGUCAAGGAGAAACAGGAUGAUUUGGAGAAAGAAGAAGAGGUGCACCAGAGGAGUGUCUCUGAGGCUGAUCUAAGGCAGAUGGGAUCCUCCGGUGGGAUGAACAUGACCAAGAGCACAAGUAUCAGCGGCGACAUGUGUAAUCUGGAAAAGACAGACGGCAGCCAGUCGGACACGGCGGUUGGUACGGUAGGCACUGACGACAAGAAGAGGCGCUCCAGCAUUGGUGCCAAAAUGCAGGCCAUGGUUGGCAUGUCACGCAAGAGCCGGAGCACCUCUCAACUCAGCCAAACAGAAGCAGGAGGGAAGAAGUUGCGUAGCACCAUCCAGAGGAGCACAGAGACGGGGCUGGCAGUGGAGAUGAGGAGUCGCAUGACCAGACAAGCCAGUCGGGAGUCCACAGACGGCAGCAUGAACAGCUACAGCUCGGAGGGAAAUCUCAUCUUUCCUGGAGUGAGGCUCUCCUCAGACGCACAGUUCAGUGAUUUUCUGGAUGGUCUUGGUCCUGCCCAGUUGGUUGGACGACAGACACUGGCUACUCCCCCAAUGGGUGACAUACAGAUCGGCAUGGUGGAGAAGAAAGGAGCGCUGGAGGUGGAGGUAAUUCGUGCUCGUGGCCUUGUGGGAAAACCAGGUUCCAAGGCACUGCCAGCCCCAUAUGUAAAGGUCUACCUUUUGGAAAACGGGGUCUGCAUAGCCAAAAAGAAAACAAAAGUAGCAAGAAAAACCUUGGAUCCUCUAUACCAGCAGCAACUGCCGUUUGAGGAGAGUCCAGGAGGGAAAGUUUUACAGGUCAUUGUAUGGGGCGACUACGGACGCAUGGACCAUAAAUCCUUCAUGGGUGCAGUUCAGAUACUGUUAGACGAGCUGGACCUGUCCAACAUGGUGAUUGGCUGGUUCAAGCUCUUUCCUCCUUCCUCAUUGGUGGACCCCACUCUGGCCCCACUGACACGAAGAGCUUCCCAAUCGUCUCUGGACAGUUUCUCUCGGUCAUAGCAGCGCGUGGACUGAUAGCGUUGUUGUAGCAGCCAGUGUUGCGAUACAGGUCACGCCCCCUGUUACACUGCAUGCUUGAUGUUGUGUCUUCUGAGCCUGUUCUAGGGGUGCAGCAGUGAUCCUGUUUUUUCCGCAAAAACGUUGCACAUAUUGUGCACAAUUGCAAAGGGUGUUGCAGGCGCCUGGCUGCGCCGCCGUUUGGAGGAAGCUGGAAUGAACUCCUUAGCACGAGGAUCUGUCAGUUCCAGGUUUUCAUCCAAUUCAAAGCCAUGGGGGUCAGUACUGGGAACCACUAAAUGAGUUCUACAGAAGCCCUUUUUGAAUGAAAAAUAAAUGUUUUGCUUUAAUUUAGCUUUGUUUUUAAUUUUUUUUUUUUUCCUUUUUAAUGUCUAUGUGCUUGUAUCUGAAGAGGUGACAGUUUUUUUCUAUUCAGAUGCUUGGUCAUGCCAUGCCAACAGACCUCGCUGUGUAGAUAGAGUUUGGAGACCACUUUGGGUGAGGUGUGUCCCAGCUUGAAUCCACACUUCCCUCAAAACUAAAGUAUGUGAAAGGCCCACUCACUGAUAGGAUUAUGUACAAACCAAAUGGGAAAUCAGAAAGACUACUCUAAGACAUUUUAGAAGUGACUACCAUCAGCACUUCACAGAACAUAGCAAUGAUCAAGUCCCAUGAAAAGAUGUACAAUCUACCAUCAUUCUAUCUUUGUUGAUAUAUUGUAUGAAAAUUUUAUGAGAUUUUUUUUUUCCUUUUAGUUAAUUUGCAUGGACAAAUUUAGCGGAAUAAAAAAGAAAAUUAUUUUCUUGAGGCUGCAACUUGCAAAAAAGAUGAAAAAUAAGUAAAACAGAUCAGCCAUUUUCAACAAUUUAUAUUAUUUUUAAAAAUAAAUUUCACUAGUGCAUGGUUUUCAAGGGGAGUGAAUGCAACAUCGUGAUAAAAAAGACAUUGUUUCUUUAGACCAUUCAAAGUCUGUGAUUUGCAGACAAGCAAAUAAGGAAAACCUAAGGAAACUUUUGGAGAUAUUUAACAGAAAAUGUUUAUGUGACAAAAGUGAAAAUGAAAAAUACAUGUAAAUGAUUUACUUCAUUGUAAAAGGCCCAGGCCUUAUAAAGAUAAACAUUAUGUGCAAAUUGUACAUGUUUCUCUUUUCUUCCUUGUCCCAGGGUACUCACCAUUGUACUAUUCAUGCUACCAUCAGUUCCCUGAUAUUGUCCAGAUUUAGGACUGUUGGUUACGUUACCGUUCUGUAUGGUUUACAUAUGUUUUUUCUGUUGGGUUUGAUUUUUUUUAACAAGCAUGUUGAAAAGGAUUAUCUGCAACAUGGCUUGGGCACACCUUACAGUAACUCAGCAUGUUUUGAUAAAGAUGAUAUUUGAAAUUUUUGCAGUUUCUUGUACAGUGCAUGUCCGCAUCAUUACUUUUCUUCCUCACCUUCAAUUGAACUCUGAGACAAAUUCGUUUUCUUGGUCUACCAGGACCAGCAACAUUCCACCCCCAAAGUCAUGAUUUAUUUCAGGUUUUUGAGAAAAAAUACGUGACAAGGAAAAUAUUUUAUAUUUAACAGAGGUUUGACAAAACAGACGUGUUUGCAAGUGUAUUUUCUUUCAGUAUUGAUGACAAACAUGCAAAAAUAAUCUGCAUUGGUUCAAGUGAGAUGUCUAAAACUAAUCAAGAGGCAGCAACAUGUGUUGCUGUAGUUCAGUCUUACAGGCACAGUUUGAGAAGAGAGCAAAUCACAAAUAACAAGGGAUAUUGCCACAGAAAAAGACUUUUUCUUGUUUUAAUAAAAAGAAGAAUUAAUUUACUAUAUUUUUGUUAGUUUUAUUUAAAAGCCAAGACCAGUUUAUUUUUUAUUUUCUAUUUUUAGUAAUUAUAAGUACUUCUCAUUUGUGGGAAGCAAAUGAAACUUCUAGUUGCAGUAUGUCUGAAUGAAAUUAAGCUGAGGCAUUGUUCCUUUUCCACACAAUGAUUACUGCGUUUUCAUGUCUGAGAAUAACAUUGUAUUGAGCUACAGUGUACAUUUACAGUGUAUAUUUUCAGUUGAUUUUCCUCUGUACAUACUUUCAUAUGUCAGCAAUGGCAUAAAGAGCUACACAGAUGACUGAGCAGGAGGAGGAAGAAUGCCUCACGUGAUCUAUGACAAAGACAUAUGUUCUGAUCCUUUUGAAUGCCUUUUCAUUUUCUCUUUUUGGUGCAAUGUGUUAAUGCCAAGGCUAUGUCUUGGUGAAGUAUGGUUGAGU